This is a messenger RNA of Saccoglossus kowalevskii, 508 nucleotides long. RefSeq names its product neuropeptide FF receptor 1-like. The record is from RefSeq and is a predicted model, not a curated record. NCBI's taxonomy places the organism in Eukaryota, Metazoa, Hemichordata, Enteropneusta, Harrimaniidae.
AUGACCACGACGACUGACCAAGUAUACUUGGAACGGUUGCUUGAACGCAACCCCAAACUUGCUGAUCACCUACGGCUUAUGGAAACUACAAUGGAUAUAAAUGAUUUUUGUGGAGGACUGACCGCAUUCAAUAUAACGCCAUUGAAUAACAUGAAUGUAACAGAUAUCGAUGAUAUUCCGUUUUACAGUUAUGAUUGCGAAAACCUAGUUAAGCAAAUGGUGGACCACUUCAUAUCCAGUCAGUAUACUCACACCAAGCCCAGCACAAUAAUGUUAAUGAUUCUUAACUUUGCUGUUUUUGUUGCUGCGGUGAUUGGUAACACUCUUGUCAUCAUCGUCGUCGCUCGAAAUGCUCAUAUGAGAAACGUUACUAACUAUUUCUUGGUGAACUUAGCCGUCGCUGAUCUUUUAGUCGCUAUGUUCUGUGUACCUUUCCAAUUAGGCUACGACAUUUACACGAACUGGGUGUACGGCACAGCCAUGUGUAAAUUGACAGGAUUUUUACAAG